AUGUCUCUCACCAUAACGCUUCGCGCCGCGUACGUCGCGUGCUCUCAACCUCCAAUACCUCUCCCUCCGACUCGCGCUGGCUUUGACAAAGCCAGAAUCGGGGGGCGAACCGACCCCGUAAAUCGCACGGACCCCCUCUCGAGGGCGGACUCAUUGAAAGCGGAGUCGUUCAAGGCUCGCACCGACCCCUGCACUUGUACCGAUAGUUCAGGAGAGAAUGCGGUUCGCCACACUAACAAUGACGGCAUGAAAAAUGACGCGAGAGGUGAGGUCACCGAUGACGACGGUGGAAUCCCGCUGGAUCCGCUGCGCGAUCUGCGGCCGUCGCUCAUCGGCUCCACGUGGCAGCGCGAGUCGUGGCGGCGGAAGAAGCGGCCCGUGAAGACGCCGCGGCGGGCGGAGAAGGCGCGGCCGUCGCUGCUGGAGGAGAUCGCGACGGCGUGGAGCAACGACCGCCGCCGGCGCCGCGAUGGCCGCUGGAUGGUCGACACGCCGCGCGGCAUCCCCACUAGUGCCCGCCCGGACCCGCCCUGCCCCGACUGCAGGGGGAGUGGGCGCGUGGAGUGCACCCGCUGCUGCGGCCGAGGGCGCACCAACCACGUUGACCUCGUCAUGCUCCCCACCGGCUCCUGGCCGCGCUGGUGCUGGUUCUGCAGGGGCAGUGGGCGGUGCUACUGUGCGCGCUGCCUGGGCACGGGGGAGAAGCGAGGCAUCAUCGGCUUCCACUGA
Molecule: messenger RNA, 729 nt
Organism: Closterium sp. Naga37s-1
Lineage: Eukaryota; Viridiplantae; Streptophyta; Zygnematophyceae; Desmidiales; Closteriaceae
Source: the annotation of a GenBank genome assembly